AUGAAGGGAAACAUUCAAGACUCCUCGUUUGUGGUCACCACGGGUCCACCGCAACAAGACAAGCGUCAGAGAAUCAGUCAUGUGCGUUCGUAUAUUAGGAAGUCUCGUCUCCAGCAGGAACAAAAGCUGGCCCGGCGUCGAUCGGCGAUGAGACCCCCAGAGCGCCCGCUGAAAAAGGAAAUGGAUCUCUCUUGGCUGCCGGUUUCUGAUGCUGUUCGCGUUAGACUGAGAACCUUUCUCCAUCACUACAUCGAGGCAAGCGCAGAAAUACACCCAUUCUUCUACUCUGUAGUUCCUGCUGUGGACUUCCAUGUACCACUAAUGAGUGCCAAGCUUGUGAACGCAUCUGCAUGGGAUGAUCUUAAUACAAAUGGCGAAAUUGGUAAUUUGACUUUCUUUCAGCGGAGCAUUGCGGAUGAAAUAAUGUCAGAUUACCUGGCGGAAUCGCAAUUGGGAAACAGUGAUGCCAAUCUCCUCGCAUUUCUCACGCUACUAGCGUUUGAGAUUAUUAACGAUGAUCGAAAGGCUUAUAACCGAAUUAAAAACAAAGCUUAUCAACUCGUUAGUAUGCGUGGCGGACUGGACAAGCUGGGCUUUGGUGGCAGUCUAAAAAUUAGUCUCUUAUUAAUGGAUCAACUUGAAAGGGUUGUUUUACACUUUCCUCCGGAGGAGACUACACCUCGCUGGGAACACCGCGCAUCAGAAUUGCUUUUGCUGCAACCCCCUGACUUCAAGAUAUUCACAAUCCACCCAUGCCAAAAGGAUUCAUGGUCGGGAAUUUCUACAAUCAGGCUUCUGAGUGACUUUUAUCAAUUGGUCACUUUUCCGAUAAGAUACCGACUCUUGUCUGAUGACCUGACUUGUCAGAAGCACAUAUUAUCUGAGUGGUAUAUCCUUCGCGAUAGACUAUUAAUGGCAUUAAAGACGAAUUCCUUCUCUCAUGAGACAAAAUUCGAUGGGAUCUUGCAGAAAGCUAUCCUUUUAUUCAUCUCAGAUGAACUCGAUUCGCACUCGCGCCACAGACACGUGAUUGAAUUUCGACAUCUUCUUUGUGAGUUCAGAAUAGAGAUUUACAGUGGCCCUUUACUUGGUGCUCUGAUUUGGUGUUUGGCUAUUGGGUCCCGACAUACCUCUCCUGGGAGCAUUCGCAAAUGGUUUAUGAUGCAACUCAUGAGGGUCGCAUGCCCGUUGUCUUUGGAUUAUUAUGAUGAAGUGUCGAAUAACCUCAACAUUAUACUCACAGGACUGGAUGCAGUGAUAACCUUGGGAAAUGUCGAGCGAAAAGUUGACUCAUGA
This is a messenger RNA of Talaromyces rugulosus, 1296 nucleotides long. RefSeq lists its product as uncharacterized. Bases 1 to 1296 code for a protein of 431 amino acids. NCBI's taxonomy places the organism in Eukaryota, Fungi, Ascomycota, Eurotiomycetes, Eurotiales, Trichocomaceae. The record is from RefSeq and is a predicted model, not a curated record. The transcript is spliced from 4 exons.